Messenger RNA from Hyalella azteca, 719 nucleotides. RefSeq names its product ficolin-1. The coding region runs from base 1 to 552 and encodes 183 amino acids. The transcript has 4 exons. The record is from RefSeq and is a predicted model, not a curated record. Lineage: Eukaryota; Metazoa; Arthropoda; Malacostraca; Amphipoda; Hyalellidae.
AUGGUGGCAAACCAGAGGUUUCUUAGAAUCAGUUCAUUUUUAAUUUCCUCAUCUACUCAAGAUUUAAACCAAUAUCUAUGGGAUAACCCUAAUGAUUUUAUUUUAGGUCUGGAGACGCUUCACGCUCUCACCAAUUCGAGGCCCCACCAGCUACGUGUCGAACUCACGGACUUCAGCUCAAAGGCGGCAUUUGCUCGCUAUGCUUCCUUCAGGGUUGGAAGUGCAAGUGAGAGCUACAAGCUCUCAAUUGGAGGCUAUGAGCCCAGCAGCACAGCUGGAGACGCUCUCUCUGACCACAACAACGCUUUCUUCUCCACCAUUGACUCUGACAAGGAUACCGAAAAACAAAACAACUGUGCGUCUCAGCUCGGUGGUGGGGGAGGCUGGUGGUACAAGCAGUGCUACCACGCACUAGGUACAGGCGCCUACAGACUACCAAGAAACCGAGUGGUACCUCAGGCAUACGGCGGCGUCACCUGGCAUCCUUUCAGCAAUGUUAAAGACUCCCUGAAAAUCUUUAAAAUGCUCAUCAAGCCAUCUAACAUUGCAUAGAAAGAAUCUAAAGGCAAAGAAAACGGUACAAGAAUUCAUCAUUUAUUCAUAAAAAAUCCUUUAAGGUAAACGUCAUUGAUAAGAAGCGUCUGAGUCAAAAAAUCGAAUAGUUUGGCCCUUUGGUGCUCAUUUUGUAGCUGCAGAGAAGGCACGUCUAACGCAACAAA